Molecule: messenger RNA, 1195 nt
Organism: Entrophospora candida
Lineage: Eukaryota; Fungi; Glomeromycota; Glomeromycetes; Entrophosporales; Entrophosporaceae
Source: the annotation of a GenBank genome assembly
AGGAGGUAGCGGAUUCAAUUUAAGAUUAUAUUCUAAAGAAAUUGUAUUAGGAUUAGGAGCUGCUCAUGGCAUACUCGAGGAAGAAAUAGUAACCAAAGAAUUUUUUGAAAUAGAGGAAACUUUAAUAAAAGCUCUUGAAAUUUCGCUGAAGGAAAUACUAAAUAAAUUAUUAGAAUAUAAUUUACAUUUAUCAUCUGAUAAUUAUAACAAUAACAACAUUCCAAACGAAUCAACAUUAGCAUCAUCUGAUAAUUAUAACAAUAACGACAUUCCAAACAAAUCAACGUUAGCAUCUAAUAAUCAUAACAUUAUAAAUAAUAACGAUAUUACUCUAAAUGAAUCAAAAUUAUCAUCAUCUGAUAAUUAUAACAAUAACGACAUUCCAAACGAAUCAACAUUAGCAUCAUCUGAUAAUUAUAACAAUAACAACAUUCCAAAUGAAUCAACGUUAGCAUCUAAUAAUCAUGACAUUAUAAAUAAUAACGAUAUUACUCUAAAUGAACCAACAUUAUCAUCAUCUGAUAAUUAUAACAAUAACGACAUUCCAAAUGUAUCAACAUUAUCAUCAUCUGAUAAUUAUAACAAUAACGACAUUCCAAACAAAUCAACGUUAGCAUCAUCUGAUAAUUAUAACAAUAACAACAUUCCAAACGAAUCAACGUUAGCAUCUAAUAAUCAUGACAUUAUAAAUAAUAACGAUAUUACUCUAAAUGAAUCAACAUUAUCAUCAUCUGAUAAUUAUAACAAUAACGACAUUCCAAAUGUAUCAACAUUAUCAUCAUCUGAUAAUUAUAACAAUAACGACAUUCCAAACAAAUCAACGUUAGCAUCAUCUGAUAAUUAUAACAAUAACAACAUUCCAAACGAAUCAACGUUAGCAUCUAAUAAUCAUGACAUUAUAAAUAAUAACGAUAUUACUCCAAAUGUAUCAACAUUAUUAUUUGAUAAUCAUAACAGAAGGUAUAAUCUCCGAAUAAGAAAACAAAUGGAUUACAAUGUUGGACCGCCAUAUAAGAAACACCGCCGCCGAGACUCACCAUCAUCAUCACCAUCACUACAAUCAUCAUCACCAUCACUACAAUCAUCAUCGCAACCAUCACCACAACCAUCACUACAACAAUUUAAUGGUGAAGAGGUAGAGUGCACAAAUUUGUGCCCAAGACAUUGUUUGUCAACUUAUUCCUUGAAUUAUUGA